Exophiala spinifera is the source of this 192-nucleotide messenger RNA. RefSeq lists its product as uncharacterized. Lineage: Eukaryota; Fungi; Ascomycota; Eurotiomycetes; Chaetothyriales; Herpotrichiellaceae. The record is from RefSeq and is a predicted model, not a curated record. Bases 1 to 192 code for a protein of 63 amino acids. The transcript has a single exon.
AUGCACAGGCCGUUUGCCCUGGCUCCCAGAGACAUUGGCGUCAAGGCUCGAAUUGUGAUGCCAUCGGUUUCGGUGCCGAAGAAGAUCGCUGCCGCCCAAGGUUACGGAGUAGAGAUCACCUUCAGUGGCUACACCCUACACCGAAGAGAGACCGCUGUAUCCGACAUCAUCCACUUGUACCGGAUAGGAUAA